AAACAACCUUUGAUCAGAUCCUGACAAAUCACACAUCAGGACUCUCCCUAUUGGGCGGGCUUUAAGAGCAAGACCCUGAGAAAGAACUUUGACCCUGUAUUUCACGAAGACAGAGGUUCGUCUUAAAGUUAAUCCAUAUAUUUGAAUGCUUGUUGACUCGUUUUGCACUGAUUUAGAAAGGCGUCUCGUAUAUAAUGCCUGGGAUUCCAGAGAUGAAUCAGAACAUGUUCCAGGAGGGGCUGCAUCAGGUGUUUUUUAAGGAACGCCCUUUGCCCCACGCUGUUCCCGCUGACGACUCCACAGCUGGAGAGCUGAUGGAAGACAGACUGGUCCGCUGGUUUGGGACAGUGGUCAACACCCGCCUUCUCCUGUCUGGGGUUGUUCAGAUUUUCAGCGCUGCCUUCUGUGUUCUUUCCACUUUCUCUUAUACCUGUUUGACUUUCAGCUGUUCUGCGUCUAUGACAGCUCCAAUAUGGUGUAGCCUUUUUUUUCUAGCCACGGGGUCACUUGCAAUUGAUGUCCAAAGGAAACCCAAAAAAUUCAAAGUCAUGACUCUGAUGGGCCUGAAUAUCUUCAGCUUACUGUUUGGAGUUUGUUCUUUUGUCACCUUCUUUAUUAAAUCCUCACUAAUGGAAAAGGCCACCCCUCAGCAGCGCAUUGGUGUGUAUGUGCUGAAGGGCAGUGGUUUCGUGUCCAUCCUCCAGUGCAUGUUAGCAGCCAUAUACAUGCUCUUUCUGAUUUGGAAAGGUAUUAAGUCCUACAGCACCCUCUACAGACAGGACUACAUCAGCGUAAUGCAGAAAUCAGAUGAACACACAGAUCCACUGCUGGAAAACGAACAGUUCAGCCUUUGAACGGUCGGUGGUCGGUGUGUGGAAACUUAUGCAAACAAAUUUAUGGCUUAUUUUAUUUUAUCAAGAGAAUAAAUACAUUUUUAAGCAUUUACACCCAGGUUCACAAUGACAAAUAAUAGUGAUAUUGCAAAAACCUGACUACAUAUUUCCAUUUGUGAAAAUCCCAAACAAUAAUUUAUAUGUUACAUUUUAAUGCAUAAUUUAUAUACAUUCAAUACAUAUGCAUGUCAUUUGUGAGGAUAACAUGGACCCCAUCAAUGAUUUUGUAUGUUUAUAUAUUUAUGUACAAUUAUGUGU
Messenger RNA from Onychostoma macrolepis, 1151 nucleotides. RefSeq lists its product as uncharacterized. The transcript is spliced from 7 exons. Gene Ontology annotation, cellular component: membrane. NCBI's taxonomy places the organism in Eukaryota, Metazoa, Chordata, Actinopteri, Cypriniformes, Cyprinidae. Bases 195 to 854 code for a protein of 219 amino acids. The record is from RefSeq and is a predicted model, not a curated record.